Molecule: messenger RNA, 2976 nt
Organism: Argentina anserina (silverweed cinquefoil)
Lineage: Eukaryota; Viridiplantae; Streptophyta; Magnoliopsida; Rosales; Rosaceae
Exons: 5
Coding region: 1-2976 (991 amino acids)
Molecular function (GO): nucleic acid binding
Source: RefSeq, a predicted model, not a curated record
AUGGUUUCAAGGAGACCACCUAGUUAUGCUUUCAUUGAUUUUGUCCACAUAAGAGAUGCUCAGAAUGCUAUUUCAGAUUUGGAUGGCAAGAAUGGUUGGAGAGUUGAGUUCUCGCACGACUCCAAACAUGCUUUAGGCCAAUACUGUACAAACGGUAACAUUUUUGUAACUACAAAACCUCGAGCUGGUAGUAAGGUUGAAGAUGGUGCCAAACCAACUAAGGACGGUCAGAGACGCCUUCACCCACCAAUGAUGCAAGUUGUAAAGGAUGAAAUCACUAAGUUGCACGAUUGUGGCGUGAUCUACCCCAUCUCGGAUAGUAGGUGGAUCUCUCCCAUUCAAGUUGUGCCAAAGAAGUCAGGCAUCACGGUGGUGAAGAACAAGGACAACGAAUUGGUGCCUCAAAGGACAGUGACCGGACAUAGGGUAUGUAUUGACUAUAGGAAGCUCAAUGCGACAACAAGGAAGGAUCACAUGCCAUUGCCAUUCAUUGAUCAAAUGCUUGAGAGGUUAGCUGGUCACUCUUUCUAUUGUUUCCUUGAUGGAUAUAGUGGAUACAACCAAAUAAGUGUUGCGGAAGAAGAUCAAGAGAAAACUACGUUCACAUGCCCUUUUGGUACGUUUGCUUAUCGUCGCAUGCCUUUUGGUUUAUGCAACGCCCCAGGUACGUUUCAACGUUGUAUGUAUCACAUUUUCUCCGAGUAUAUUGGUUCUAAAAUUGAAGUUUUCAUGGAUGAUUUUUCUGUCUAUGGUGAAGAUUUCGAAACUUGUUUAGAAAAUGUUGAACUUGUGCUCAAACGUUGUGAAGAAACUAACUUGGUUUUGAAUUGGGAAAAAUGUCACUUUAUGGUCACGCAAGGCAUUGUCUUAGGUCAUAUUGUUUCAUCUAGAGGAAUUGAGGUUGAUAAGUCUAAAAUAGAUCUUGUGCGUCACUUACCCCUCCCCACAAGUGUGAGGGAUGUUCGAUCGUUUCUUGGACAUGCAGGUUUCUAUCGUAGGUUUAUCAAGGAUUUUUCCAAGAUUGCGAGACCAAUGAGUUCAUUGCUUCAAAAGGACGUUCCCUUCCACUUUGAUGAUGAUUGCAAGCAUGCAUUCGAGACUUUGAAGAAGCUCCUAACUUCAGCACCGAUCAUGGCACCGCCGGAUUGGUCCUUACCAUUUGAGUUGAUGUGUGAUGCCUCCGACUAUGCAGUUGGAGCCGUGCUAGGGCAAAGGAAGGACAAGCAGCCCUACGCCAUCUACUAUGCCUCACGAACACUCAAUGAUGCUCAACAAAACUACACCACAACUGAAAAAGAACUUCUUGCCGUGAUCUUUGCUCUAGAUAAGUUUCGUUCUUACUUACUUCAAUCUAAAGUUAUUGUUUACACUGACCAUGCAGCUUUGAAGUAUUUAAUGACAAAGAAGGAUGCCAAACCGAGAUUGAUUCGAUGGAUUCUUCUACUCCAAGAGUUUGAUCUCGAGAUCAAGGACAAGAAGGGAAGUGACAAUGUUGUGGCAGAUCAUUUGAGUCGUUUGGUAAGAGAUGCCGAGCCCUUGGCCAUCCAAGAGAGCUUUCCGGAUGAGCAACUCUUUCGAGUUGAGGUAAGUGAGCCAUGGUAUGCAGAUAUUGUCAAUUAUCUUGUUUCUAAGCAAUUUCCGAAUACUUUAUCGCAUGCUCAAAAGAAUAGACUCAAGGCAUUAGCUAAGUAUUAUGUUUGGGAUGAACCAUACUUGUGGAAACAUUGUGUUGAUCAAAUCAUUAGGAGGUGUGUCCCUGAACAUGAAACAAGUGGACAAGUGGAGUUAUCUAAUCGUGAGAUCAAGCGAAUUUUGGAGAAGUCUGUUGGACCAUCACGCAAGGAUUGGUCUCAACGAUUGGAUGAUGCUCUUUGGGCCUAUAGGACGGCAUACAAGACUCCCCUAGGCAUGUCACCAUUUCGACUAGUCUAUGGCAAGGCGUGCCAUCUUCCCGUGGAGCUUGAACAUCGUGCAUGGUGGGCAGUGAAGAACUUUAACAUGGACAUUGAUGAGGCCGGAUUACAUAGGAAGUUGCAAUUGCAUGAGCUUGAAGAGAUUAGGAAUGAGGCCUAUGAUUCGGCAAUGGUUUACAAGGAGAAGACUAAGACAUUCCAUGACCGCAUGAUUAGGAAGAAACACUUUGUCGUUGGGCAGAAAGUUCUUUUGUUUAAUUCUCGACUUAAGUUGUUUCCUGGUAAAUUACGUUCUAGAUGGAUAGGUCCUUUCAUUAUUACUAACAUCUUUUCUUCAGGUGCUAUCAUGAUAAAGAGUAUGGUGAAAGGCACCGAAUUUCAGGUCAAUGGACAUCGCUUGAAGCCUUAUUUGGAGAAUAUGGAGAAUCAUGUGAUUGAGGAGACAUCUCUCCUUGAUCCUACGGUACCAGCAGUAGCAGAAACUCAUUCUGAGGUGGAAACUUCAGAUUAUCAGAUAACAUCAGUGGUAGAAGCUCCACCAGAGGUAGACGCAUCAGACACCCAGGUUCUAGAAGGAGAACCAAUAGUUGAGAGAACAACUACCCCUCCCGCCAUCACUAAUACCCCCGACCAACAACUUACUGGUGUAGAAGAUCACUCAUCUGAGGUAUAUCCAUCCACUUGUACUAGUAGUGAGUCUAAUAGUGGGCAAUAUGUGUUACCAAAUAGGUUUACUAGAGUACCUAACAAAGUGCAGGAUGUAUUGGUGGAUCCAAAACGGAGGAAAGUAAUGGAGGAAGAGAUGGAGGCAUUGCAGAAAAAUGAUACUUGGAAACUUGUGCCUUCACCACAUGGCAAGAAGGUUGUUGGGUGUUUUGGGGUGUUCACUGUGAAGCAUAAUGCGGAUGGAUCAAUAAGUAGGUAUAAAACACGUCUUGUUGCGAAGGGGUUUACUCAGACAUAUGGUAUUAAUUAUGAUGAGACUUUUGCUCAUGUUGCAAAGAUGAACACUAUCCGAGUUCUCCUUUCAUUUGCUGCUAGUUUGAAUUGGCCACUCCGAUAG